AAACAGGCACUGGCGCUUCAGUUGUUAAGCAUCUCUUCCCCAAUCUAUGAACAGAAUCGAAGCUCUGUCCUCGCCUUCACCGCUGCCACUCAUUUGGUUUGGGGUUUAGGGUUUUGAAUUUAGUGGUUUGUCUCGCUUGCUAAGUCCUAAAGUACGUGUCAGGUGUUGAACUGCGAAAUACAACCGCAAAUAAAUCUGAAACGGUGAUGCAUAAAGAAAUGAAGAAGCCAUAAGCUACUUCGGUAAUUCUCUCCUGUGCCUAAGUUCAAAGGAGCUAUACUGUGAAAUCUUCAGUCGAAGAUCUUAUUUAUAAUCUCAACUCAAUUAAUGAUGUCAAUACCAUCUAAAAAUACAUGGAUAAAGCAGCAGCAAUGCCCGUGUGGGGAUUGGAAAUGCUACAUUACAUACGAAGGAAAUGCUGAAGAGACCACCUUUACAUCCCAAUCAGUAAAGCCGGAAUUGUUUCCAUCUGAGGCUAUGGUUGCCCCUUAUGUGGGUAUGGUGUUUAAGAGUGACUAUGAUGCAUUUGAGUAUUAUGGAAAUUUCGCAAGGAAAAAUGGUUUCUCAAUAAGGAAAGAGCGGUCAAGAUUGAGCCCUCAAUUAGGGGUUUAUAAACGAGACUUUGUUUGUUAUCGCUCGGGGUUUGCACCAGCUCGGAAGAAGCCUUCCGUCGAACACCAUAGAGAUCGGAAAUCUGUGAGGUGCGGAUGUGAUGCAAAGAUGUAUCUGUCAAAGGAGGUUGUUGAUGGAGAUUCCCAGUGGGUGGUUGUGCAAUUUAGUAAUGUUCAUAACCAUGAAAUUUUGGAAGAUGACCAAGUACGGCUCCUCCCUGCAUACCGAAAGAUUCAAGAGGCAGAUCAGGAAAAAAUUAUCUUGCUUUCCAAAGCUGGGUUUCCAAUACAUCGUAUAGUAAAGUUGUUGGAGUUGGAAAAGGGGAUUCAAGGUGGACAACUGCCGUUCCUGGAGAGGGAUGUUAGGAACUUUGUUCAGAACCGAAAGAAAGUUGUUCAGGAAAAUGAUGCUUUACUCACUGAAAAAAGAGAGAAUGAUACAAUGGAACUUCUCGAGGCAUGCAAGCAUUUGAAAGAGGCAGAUGAAGAAUUUGUUUAUGAUUUUACUAUGGAUGAUAAUAAUAAAGUUGAGAAUUUUGCAUGGUCAUAUGGUGAUUCUGUUCAUGCUUACACAAUGUUUGGUGACGUGGUUUAUUUUGACACUACUUAUCGAUCAGUCACGUAUGGUAUGUUUUUUGGGGCAUGGCUUGGAAUCAACAAUAAUGGGAGGACCAUUUUCUUUGGUUGUGCUCUAUUACAAGAUGAAACAGCAUGUUCUUUCAAAUGGGCUUUACAGACCUUUAUUCGUUUUAUGAAGGGAAGAUGCCCACAAACAAUCAUAACUGACAUUGACCCUGGGCUUAAGGAUGCCAUACAAAGGGAAUUACCAAGCACUAAACAUGUUACUUCUAUAUGGAAUAUCCUAUCCAAGUUAUCAAGUUGGUUUUCUCAUCCUCUUGGCUCUCGGUAUGCAGAAUUUAAAUCUGAAUUUGAUGCAUUAUACCAUGUGGAGAGCACAGAGGACUUUGAACUUCGAUGGAGUGAAAUGGUUUCUAUGUUAGGACUUGGCUCAGAUAAACACAUAGCUCUGCUGCAUUCUUUUAGGUUAUCUUGGGCAGAAUCGUAUGUGAGAGGUUAUUUCCUUGCUCGAAUGACAACAAUGACAUAUUCAAAAUCCGUGGAUAUAUAUUUGAAGAGAUUCUUCAGUGUGGAAACGUGUCUACGAAGCUUUUUUGAGCAGGUUAGUAUCUCUGCCAAUAUCCAGAACCAGGCACAUCAAGAGGCACAGUAUAUGCUCACCAAAACAUGCAUACCCAUUGAAGAACAUGCUCGUGGUAUUCUUUCACCUUUUGCUUACCAUGCUUUGCAGCAUGAGUUGGUACUAGCCAUGCAAUAUGCCAUAUCUGAAAUGGCUAACGGAUCAUAUCUUGUACACCAUUUCAAGAAGAUAGAUGCUGAGCGUGUUGUUAUAUGGAUGCCAGAAGGUGACCAGAUUCACUGUUCUUGCAAGGAAUUUGAAUCUUCAGGGAUUUUGUGCAGACAUGCUCUUCGUGUGUUGUUUGUGAAGAACUAUUUUCAACUUCCUGAAAAGUAUUUUCUGAGUAGAUGGCGACAGGAAAGUUCUAUCGUAUUGUAUGAUGGCCAUGAGGUACAACAUAACAAUGAUGGAUGGUUCCAGGAAUAUCAAUCUCUCACGGAGACUCUGUUUAGCGAAUCAUCAGUUACAAAGGCGCGUUCUGCAUAUAUCCGUAGGGAAUUGCCAAAAGAACUUAUGAAACUUCUGAAUGAUGUUAAAGAUAUGCCUGAGAGUGAUGGAGUUGCAAUGGAUUUUACAAUUUCACCAGCAGGUUAAUUUUAGAUUCGUGGGAGUUGACGACUUGUUAGAGGUAAAUAUGGAUGUUGGAUGCUUCAAUUGAUGAAGAGAAGAGGCACCUAAAAGUGAAUUCUAGCCAAUGGAUGAUGCGAGGGCCAAAACAGGGAUGCAUUCCCCAUUGUCUAUGCUGAAGAAAAAGAGACGAACAUAAUCAUCUACUGGAAUACUGAUAAUUUUCUUCUCUUCAUGGACUCAAAGACUUUACCUCGUGAUAAUUGCUGAGGGCUGCAAAAAAAUGUGAAAAGACAUAAGGUGUUCUCAUAAAAUGUCAGAAAUAUUACUUCUUUGGUAGUGAAAUUGCAAGUAAAGCAAUGUUUGAAACAUCUACCGGUCUUUACUCAUUUCAACCCAACUCGUUUUUCUUGCUGCUUGUUUGGUGUUGUCAGCUCAAGAUCUGCGUGAAUACUUUAUUUUGAUUGCUUUCAUUUGAGUUCAGUUACUACAUUAAACCUACAAAUAUUGAUCUUAAAAUUUAUAGCUGAAAGCAGUUGUACUAUGGCAA
This is a messenger RNA of Tripterygium wilfordii, 2926 nucleotides long. Its product is annotated as putative protein FAR1-RELATED SEQUENCE 10. The record is from RefSeq and is a predicted model, not a curated record. The transcript has 4 exons. Gene Ontology annotation, molecular function: zinc ion binding. NCBI's taxonomy places the organism in Eukaryota, Viridiplantae, Streptophyta, Magnoliopsida, Celastrales, Celastraceae. The coding region runs from base 328 to 2403 and encodes 691 amino acids. Gene Ontology annotation, biological process: regulation of DNA-templated transcription.